AUGGGCGAGUUCUCAACGACUAUCCUGGGGAUCGCCCGUUCUAUAUAUCGCAAGAGAGCGGUUGCGUCGCAAGGUGGCCUGCUGGACGGACAGGACCCUUCGGAUUUCAACCCUUCAGAUCCAUUGCGAUUAUUCAUCAUUCAGCUCGGAGUAAUCCUAUUAAUGACCCAGCUGCUCUCCUUGUUCCUUCGGAGGAUGAAGCAGCCAAGGGUCAUCGCGGAGAUUAUCGGAGGUAUUUUGCUGGGGCCAACUGCAUUUGGGCGCAUACCUGGUUUUACGCAGCAUAUCUUUCCCGCCCAGUCCCUGCCAUACCUCUCGCUUGUGGCCAAUAUUGGCCUUUGCAUGUUCCUAUUCCUGGUCGGCCUGGAAAUCGACGGCGCUAUUGUCAAGCGCAACGCCCGCAUGUCAGCUGUCGUCGCGCUGGCAGGCAUGAUUCUCCCUUUCGGUCUUGGGGCGGCACUUUCCGUUCCACUGUAUCACACAUUCAUAGAUCAGAGCGUCAAGUUCACCAACUUUAUGCUUUUCACCGGAGUAGCGUAUUCGAUCACCGCCUUCCCCGUACUGUGCCGCAUCCUCACGGAGCUCAAGCUGCUGGACACCACGGUUGGCAUCGUCGUACUCUCUGCUGGCGUAGGAAACGACAUCGUUGGCUGGACGCUCCUUGCACUGAGCGUCGCUUUAGUGAACGCUGGGUCGGGGCUGACGGCACUGUGGAUCCUACUCUGCUGUUUAGGAUGGGCACUCCUUCUCUUAUUUCCUGUCAGGAAGAUCAUAUAUUGGCUGGCGAGGCGAACAGGUUCUAUUGAGAACGGACCCACAAUGUUCUUCAUGACUAUUACGGUACUCCUGCUCUUCGGUUCAGCCUUCUUCACUGAUGUCAUUGGGGUCCAAGCUAUAUUCGGUGCUUUUUUGGCGGGUCUCAUCGUCCCCCGUGAAGGUGGGUUGGCUAUUGCUCUGACGGAGAAGCUGGAAGACAUGGUAUCGAUAGUAUUCCUACCCAUUUACUUCACCCUCUCAGGCUUGAACACAAACUUGGGUCUUUUAAAUAACGGUAUCACUUGGGGAUAUACUAUUGCGAUUUGCGCACUCGCAUAUACCGGCAAGUUCGGUGGAUGUACACUUGCAGCUAGGUUUGUUGGCUUCUCAUGGCGCGAAGCAAGCACUAUCGGAUCAUUGAUGAGUUGCAAGGGUUUGGUGGAACUGAUUGUCCUGAACGUGGGCCUUUCUGCAGGCGUCCUCUCGCCGCGCGUGUUCUCUAUGUUUGUCCUGGAAGCCAUCCUUCUUACCUUCUGGACUACACCCGCUGUCCUUAAGCUCUACCCGCCUGAGAAGCGCAUCCGUGUCUCCGCUACCGGUGGUCUACAUCAUCCCAUUCCGAAGGGUCCAGAGUCAGCUGCGGAGAGGUCUGAAGCAGCUUCUACUCAGGAGAAGCUUAUCGGCAGUGAUGAGCUGGAUAGAAGGACGCGAUUUACAGUCAUUUUGGACAGGAUCGAGCAUCUCCCGGGUAUGAUGGCGCUCACACAAUUGCUCCAGCCGCCGCCUCCGGCGUACGCUGAGAAGGGAGGUUUACAGUCCCUCUCGACAUCAGAAACCAAUAUCACGGUGAGGCCUCUGCGGCACGAGGCAUCGCAAGGCGUGUCGGUAGAUGCCCUCCGCCUGAUCGAGCUCUCCGACCGCACAUCCGCAGUGAUGAAGUCUUCAAACCCGGAUAUGGUCAACACGGACCCACUCCUGAACAUAUACCGCACAUUUGGCGACCUGAACGGUAUUACCGUCAAACCGGAUCUCGCUAUCGUCACGUAUGACAACCUAGCAUCUAGCGUAGCAGAGCACGCGCUGAGGAAUAAAUCUCAGCUCGUGCUUGUGCCAUGGUUUCCCUCGCAGUACAACUCCGACCAAACGCAAGCCGCCGGGUCCGACGCGAACGUGUUGGACACAAUGGCGGCGCGUUCCCCUAACCCUUACAAUCCGUUUGAGUCGCUCUUCAGAGCGACCUCGCCGGUGGACAAGUCUACGUCCGUACUCCACGCGCAGUUCGUGCGCAGCAUAUUCUCGCAGUGCAGUACUGACGUUGCCCUGUUCAUCGAUCGGCACUAUCCUCGGGAGCGCACCACCAGCUGCGGGUACCACCUCUUCGUGCCGUUCUUCGGUGGCCCGGACGACCGUGCGGCCCUCGAAUUCGUCGUGCAGUUGUGUGCACACCCACGCGUCUCCGCGACCGUCGUACGACUAGUAAGACAAGAGUUGGACCUCGCGCGGUGCAGCUCUAUCGAGAAGCCGGAAGCUGCGCAUCUUGACGCCGAUGGGCGUGCUGCUGAAGCGAAUAUUCGGGAGAACAUGUUGACAGUGAACACGAGCACCUUGUUUCCUGACACAGUAUAUGGCAACGCGACGACACAGACACGGCUCCAGUCCGAAACCGCUGACAACGUCUUAUGGAAUCGGCACGCCAGCCAUAUACCCGUCCCCGACAGCGUAUUCUCUGCAGCACUGUCCCGAGUUGAAUUCACCGAACUACGGACGACGACUCCCCUGCGAUCUGUCGUAGACUACGCCAGUAAUCUCCCGCGGGCAGCUGAGGAGCGCCACCGCAGACCGCUGGUCAUUACGGGGCGUUCCCGCAGGCUUGCGGUGGAGAACCAUGCUGCGGAGCUGAAGCAGAUCACGGACGAACAUGGCGGCGUUGGCAACGAGGUCAAGAAGACGCUUGGCGACGUGGCGACGGCACUCAUCGUGUCGGGAUGCCAGGCCGGUGUUCUCGUUCUGCAGGCGGCGAACGAACCUAUCGACUGA
This is a messenger RNA of Sparassis crispa, 2793 nucleotides long. RefSeq names its product K(+)/H(+) antiporter 1. NCBI's taxonomy places the organism in Eukaryota, Fungi, Basidiomycota, Agaricomycetes, Polyporales, Sparassidaceae. The transcript has 11 exons. Gene Ontology annotation, cellular component: membrane. The coding region runs from base 1 to 2793 and encodes 930 amino acids. The record is from RefSeq and is a predicted model, not a curated record. Gene Ontology annotation, biological process: proton transmembrane transport. Gene Ontology annotation, molecular function: antiporter activity.